CGUAUGUAGUAGCUGGAGAACUGAACAAGAGCGAAGCGGAGCGCUUGUACGCGGCAGCGCUGGCCAAGUUAUCCGAGUUUUGUUCGGUUGCCUGUAUACAAAGUGUCGAGACAAAGAGUUUGCGUAAAUAAUAGGAAAAAUCUAUCCACUGCGGAGAGUCGCGAGCAGAGUCCGAGAAGGAGCCAGCCCCGCGCGGAUCAUCGUCCAUCAUCCCGGGGUAGCUCGUCGAGUGCGCAAAUCGCAACAGUAGUCGCAGUUCGUACUCAUUUUUCACGAUCGUCGACGACUGCGCGUGCCCCCUCCUCCCUCCCCCAACCCUGGAAAAUAUAUAUGUAUAAUCAUCGUUCGCAACAAAACCAACAUUCGAAGAACGAAAGAGAGAGAGAGAGAUAUAUAUAUAGAGAGCGGACCAGAGAAACAGCCACGCAUUAACACUUUUAUAUAUAUAUGUGUGUGUGUGUUCAUAUAUGUGAUUAUAUAUAUUAUAUAUAAAAGCUAAAGCUAAUACAAAAGCCACCGUCGCCGCUGCAUAGCCGCUUUGGCCCGACGAGUAGGCCGAAGAAGGCAGCAGGCAACACACGGAAACGCACGUUAAAAGAGAGGACGCAUCUUUUGCUCUCUUUCUCUAACGUGUUCACGACAGCCGAAACUCGAAUUGGAGAAUAGUGAGAGCCAUUCUCGCACUUUCACCGUUCCGCGAGCAAUCCGAGUGCGCGCGUGUGUGUGGUGUUGGAGUGCGAAACUACUCGAACCUAUAUACAUUAUACAUAUUUACGUGGUAUCCAGCUCGUGAGAGAACAGCCGAAGAGAGCUCGUCUACGCGACAGCAUCGGCCGAGUCUCGACGAGUCUUCACUGAGACAACGAUACUGUCACUGAGAUUGACCAUUUUCCUACGAACUUGCAAGGACCUUUUCCUAAGGACGAAGCAUUGGGAACAUUAAUUACGCUCGUGGUGUGUGUGUAUACUAAUUAUUAGUGGAUCGGCGCCCGCGCCACCAGCCCUAUCUCUAUUUUUCUUUUCACCCAUCUAUACCUAGCGUUUGUUCUCUCUUCCUUUCUCAAUACGCGCCAUCAUCGCCGCCGCCGCCGCCGCCGCCGCUGCUGCCGCCUUGUAUUUGUGUGUGCGUGCGUGUGUGUUCCACACCGUCAUCCCGAAAAUCGCCGUCGUCCCAACGCCGCACCGCACGGCAUUGACCCACGGCCUGGGAUCCCGAUGUUGGCCGUUGCGAUUGAUGCCCCGUCCUCAUCGCUGUCGUCAACGUCCUUAUCGUCACUGGCAUCGUCGACAUCUCUCGUGUCAUCGUCGCGACGAUCUCGCAACAUAGUCAUCACUCGCUGCAGAGAAUCUAACCAACGUGACAGCCGAUACGCCAAAGCUGGCCAGAGAGCAGUCGAGAACCAUCGACAGGAAGUAGCAAAUCAGCACAAACAUUGUGGCACCAAAAGCACCACGACUGCAGCUGCUGCUCGCUCGUGCCCUACCAACGGACGGUGCCAAACAAUAAUUUUAGAAUCCCGCCAGCAGUUCAGAAAGCUUCAAACCUUCUUGAAGCUUUCGCCGUUGCGUUCAUGGAAUUAUGAAUUUGGACUCGUUGUCUUUUACGUUAGCUCAAAUUUCUCAUCUUGUUUCCGGACUUACUAAGAAAAACUAUUGUGAUAGCUGCGAGGAGAUAGCGCUUUUGGUGCGGUGGAAAGGUCUGGAGGUAGAUAGACAUUUGCUGCGCUGUUUGUUUCUAAUUAUUGACUUUUCCACUGGAGAACCUCCUGAACCUAGCUCAAAACAUUAUUAUCAAGUACAACUACUGAAGCAAGAGUGCAAAACUCUGUUAGGCAAACCAUCUUUUGUAUCCAAUCUUUGCUUUGCCAUUGAUUUCACAUUUCCUCUGCCCAAUACUACUGUGCCAAUUCAAAAAUUUUUUCAGUACAUUCGUAAAGUACUAGGAUUAUCAUUAUUGCAGGAUACUGUGUUUGCAUUAGCUUUGAAACAUUCCAAAACUACUGAAAUAGCCACUCGUGCUAUUGAUCAUUUAAAGCAUCAAUUACCGGAACUGAUAAGAAAUUACAUAAACGCUGAAAGUAGUAAAAAACACAUUAGCGAAGAAGGUCUGCACGAUACUUCUCCUGAAAUCUUGCAUCUUAUCCUUAGUUUUGUGUUCGAGGAGUCAACUACGGUUGAACUCUCCUCGGAAAUUAAAGAAAAAUUUUUGAAAAAUCUGAAACGUGACUUCCCACGUGAGCUGGUACCUGUGGUCUUGGCACCACUACUGUACCCAGGUGACGGGGAGGACACUCAAAAAAUUAUUGAAGUAAACAUGGCAGGAAAUCAAAUGGAUAAUGCAAACUUGGUAGAGAUGAUAAUGGAGCUGGGCUACAGUUUUACCAGCAAUGUUGACGAAUGUCGCAACAAUCUCGUUAGUCUCGGUGCACGAGAUAUGUCAGCUCGUUCUGUAGCCAAAAUUUUGUCUCACAUGGCACGUACUUGCAGUGGCCUAGAUGACGCGGCUGGAUUACAUAGUUUUUGGGAUGGCUCAGCUCAAUCUCAAGAAAAUAAAGAUAAACAAGCCACUGAUCCGCCUAUCACAUGGAAUGUUGAUGUAUUCAUUCAAGCUAUUAAAGAAAUGUGUCCAAAACUAGCAUGGAAUGAAGUGAUAGCAAAAUUAGAUCAUCCAGAAUUCUGUAUCAAAGAUCGCCAAGGACUCAAUCUAUUAAUCAGUGGUCUUAAAUUAGGCAUGAAAAUCCAAGGUUACCCACUAGAUGUUUUUCCAGUGGAAUUAUUUUAUAGACACUGGGAUAAUUUUAAAGGUCAAUUUACUCUAAUCCAGCAAAUAUUAAAAAAUCCAGAUGUGUUUAGUUUUGCCGAUUAUGCUUACCAUCCAGUUCAAAUUGAACAACUGAAAUUAACAGAAAACGAAAGUAAAGAGCACCUCACAUGGAGAUCUUUGAAUGUUGUCGAAGUACUAUUAUUUUUGGGAGACCGCCUGAGUUCAAGUAAUUUGGUACAAGAUAUUUUCAAAUGGCCUAUGUCCAAUUGUCCAGAUGUACUUGCAAUGGCAUUAAUUCAAUCAAAUCAACCCAUUACUGCUUUGAGACAAGAACUUUUGGCGAACUUGAUACCGACUUUUCUUAAUAAUCAUCCAAAUAGUAGUGUAAUUUUUCAUUUUGCUUGGUGCACAAACAAUUUAAAAAUCAAAGGAAUUUUUAUGCAAGCAAUGGCUGAAUGGUAUUUACGUAGCGAUAACGAUCAGGCUCGUUUGCUACGUAUCUUGGAUAUUGCCCAAGAUCUCAAAGCUCUGCAAACUUUUUUAAGCAUUCAAUCUUUUCCCUUCGUUAUUGAUCUCGCAUGUUUAGCAUCACGGCGGGAGUGCCUCAAACUUGAAAAAUGGCUAUCUGAUAAAAUUAGAGACCACGGAGAGGCAUUUGUUACUGCCUGCAUAAAAUAUUUACAAAGAAGGUGUCCUCAAUUAAUGGGUCCCACGAAAGAAGAUCCCAAUGUAUCAAGAAUCAAUCAAUUACCUCAAGAGACGCUUAGCACUAUGCUAAAUUGUCUACAAAAUUGCAUUGGAACUGUAUCACAAGAGUGUGCUGAUGCUAUAGUACAGAUGGUACAAAAUUUCAAUAUAACUUAUAAUAAAGGAUCUAUUAUUCGAAUGCCUCCUCCUGCUAUGAGGCACAGAAAUGUAGAUGCAUUAUCGGGACAGUUGUUCACAAAUAAAUCGGCUGAUAAUGUUACAUCACUGAAUUCUAGUUUAGCAUCCAUGAAUAUAACUUCAAACUUGGGUCCACCAACCAAUACUGGAUUUAAUCUUCAAGGGGGUUUAGGUCCCUUGGUGUCUCCAGGUUCUCCUUCAAGACUGAUGGGAGUUGGUCCAUCUGCCUCGCCUUUUCCCAUGGUGCCAAUUUCAUCACAAUUACACACUGGGCCUGUAGGUACGCAAGGCUCCGCUGUUUUGCCAGGAAACAUUCCUGUGGGUACCAUGAAUCGCAUUCCUCAACCUGCGGUGGCUACUGAUAAGUCUCGAAUGGCACAGCAAGAAUAUUCAGCUGAUUUGAAUCAACCCAUGCCAAAAGAAAUAGAAGAUGAAGCAAAUGGAUACUUUCAAAGGAUUUAUAAUCACCCACCUCAUCCAACCUUAUCUAUUGAUGAAGUACUUGACAUGCUUAAAAAGUUUCAAGAUUCGAACAUCAAAAGAGAAAGAGAUGUUUACACGUGCAUGCUACGAAAUCUUUUUGAGGAAUAUAAAUUUUUUCCUCAGUAUCCCGAAAAAGAGUUGCACAUAACAGCUCAACUUUUUGGAGGCAUAAUCGAACGAAGCCUUGUCAACAGUUAUGUUAGUUUAGGAAUGGCAUUGAGAUUUGUCCUAGACUCCCUUCGUAAAAAAGAAGAUACAAAGAUGUAUUACUUUGGUUUAGCUGCGCUAGAUCGUUUCAAAUCUAAAUUAAAGGAGUAUUCAACGUAUUGUAUUCACGUGCGCAAUAUCCCGCACUUUGUUGAAUUUCCUGACCAUUUGAUCGAAUAUGUAGAAUAUGGACUUCAAUCUCAAGAACCACCAACGCGUCCACAAGGUCCAAUAGUACCAAAGUCAAGUAAUGUUCUUGGUUCCGGUACAGUAACCACACCAUUCAAAACCAUUACCACAACUACUGUCACAACCACCACGACUCAAACUAAACCAUCAACCACACCUACGAGUGCUUUGGGCACGGGUCGACCUAGUAUAGCAAACGCCACAAACAUUGAUACUUUGCUUGUAGCCACAGAUAAAGAAGAGAAAAUAACCAGUCCACCUGAAUCACUGCAAGAUAAAACCGCCUUUAUAUUCAACAAUUUAAGCCAGUUAAAUCUGCAACAAAAAUGUGACGAGAUUAGAGAAAUUGUAACGGAAGAGUAUUGGCCAUGGAUGGCCCAGUAUCUGGUUAUGAAGAGAGCCAGUAUUGAGCUAAAUUUCCACGCUUUGUAUUCGAACUUUUUGGAUUGUUUAAAGAUACCGGAAGUUAACAAAAUGGUCACACGAGAGACCUUUAGAAACAUCAAAGUUCUUUUACGAAGUGACAAAGGCAUAGCCAAUUUCUCUGACCGUUCUUUAUUAAAGAAUCUUGGUCACUGGUUGGGCAUGCUUACAUUAGGUCGUAACAAGCCGAUUUUAACAGUUGAUAUUGAUCUUAAAAGCUUACUUAUUGAAGCUUACUGCAAAGGUCAGCAAGAAUUAUUGUAUGUUGUGCCUUUUGUGGCCAAAGUUUUGGAAAGUUGUGCUAAAAGUCGUGUCUUUCGUCCUCCUAACCCGUGGACCAUGGCAAUAAUGAAUGUUCUUGCGGAACUUCAUCAAGAGCAAGAUCUUAAGUUAAAUCUUAAAUUUGAGAUUGAAGUUUUGUGUAAAAAUUUGAAUAUCGAUGUGGCAGAACUAAAACCGGCAAUAUUUUUGAAAGAUCCUGAAAGAGCUCGCAAUAUUGAGUAUCAACUAUCGCAGCCUCCUAAAAAGAAUGAGAAUAUCAAUAAUGCUAAUAAUCAACAGCAAACCAAUGAAGCCAACAAUCAAUCUGCUACGAUAAUUCACCAGCAGCAGCAACUUCAACAACAACAACAGCAGCAGCAACAACAACAACAACAACAACAACAACAACAACAACAACAACAACAGCAACAGCAACAACAACAGCAACAACAACAGCAGCAACACCAACAGCAGCAGCAACAACACCAACAACAGCAGCAGCAGCAACAACAGCAACAGGUGCAGCAAGUACCCUCUGUUGCCAAUACCACACCUUCACUUCCAAGUGUACCAAUUGAACCACGAUUCAGUUUAAAUGAUAUAAACACGUCAAAUAUUGGAAAUAUCCAAUCGCAAAUAACAAUUAACAGCAGUUUACAAAUAUUCCAAACUCACCCUCACCUGAAACAGUUUGUUCGUCAAGCUGUUGAACGUGCCAUUCAAGAAUGGAUACAUCCAGUUGUCGACCGCUCUAUCAAAAUUGCCAUAACAACAACAGAGCAAACUGUAAGAAAAGAUUUUGCAAUGGACGGUGAUGAAUCAAAAAUGCGUACCGCUGCCAAAAGCAUGGUUCGCAAUCUUACUGCUGGAAUGGCUAUGAUAACAUGUCGAGAUCAGAUCCUUGGAUCAAUUAGUACCAAUUUGAAAAGUGCAUUUAAUAUGAUUGGGUUGACACAACAACAAAAGGAAUUAGCAGAUCAAGCAGCCAACGUAGUUGCUACUGAUAAUAUGGAAUUAGCUUGUGCUUUUAUCCAAAAGACGGCCAUCGAAAAAGCUAUACCUGAAAUGGAUAAAAGGUUGAUGCCGGAAUAUGAUGCAAGAAAAGUCGCCAAGAGCGAGGGAAGAAGAUUUACUAAUCCAAUAUCCAAUUUCCAAAAUGAUCGCCUACCAGAACCCUUAAAAUUAAAGUCAACUGGUGUUACUCCUCAACAAAUGGCAGUUUAUGAAGAGUUUGCUCGCAAUAUACCUGGCUUCUUACCAAUGACUUCAGAUCGUGAACGUGAUAUAUCACUUUAUAUACCAAAAAGUAUUGUUGAAAUAACACCGGUUCAACCUGUACAACCAUUUGCAGCUUCUACUGUACCAACUAUGCCAGUUCUAAAUGCACAAGUUUACCCAUCAACUGUUAGUAAUGAUGAAGUUGGUGCUAUGUUAGAAAAACUUGCAAGUGAAGUGGAAGUGAUGAUUACGACUUUGAACUCUACUUCUCCACAACAAAAUACUUCAUUACAUGGUUUGUUAGAAGCGAUCAUUGUAACACGUAGAUCUCGUGAUGCUACCGCAGCAAUGACGAUGUUGAAAAAAGCCGUUGAUAAUCUUAUUGAUGGACCACCUUUAACAAAUAAUUUAAUGGAUUCUGAAACUGUUAUGCGUUACCGCGAUCUUCACCUGCGAGUAUUAAAGUGCCUUCAAGAUCCUCGCGCUUAUGGGUUGCAAUGGACCAACAAAAACGUAACUCGUUGCCUCACGGAAAGUCGAGAAGAUUUCAGGUAUAAUUUUGAGGCCGUAGAUUUACUCAUCCGAUCCCAUUUGAUCAUAUUGGGUCAGUAUGAUGUGGCUCUGGCACAAGCGGUCGAAGCAGGGAAUGCGCUUGCUACUGCCUUUGCUAUUCAACUUAUUCAGUUGUAUUUAAUCGAUGAGAGACAAACUAUCCAUGUUACCGAAUCCGAUUUAUUCCAUACCAUUGAGGUACUCGCUCGAAUGGCCCUUCACAGGUCUGCACCAGAAGGAAUUCCGCUAUUCAGAUUAAAUUCAUUAAUCGAAUCAUUGCGUAUUAAUCACGACCCAGCUGUUCUAACCGAUAGAGCACCAGCUGGUCCCACUGCUCACAUACACUCUGGCAUAUUACAAGUUCGCCAGGCACGUGAGUACGAAGAUCCACCUGGAUUGAUGGAAAAAACUGAAUAUCUUUUGCGAGAGUGGGUGAAUAUGUUCCAUAAUCCGCAGUAUGCACGCGAUCCAACUAAAGCUUUCGGAGUCUUUGUGCAUCAGAUGAAUAUUCAUGGAAUUCUGAAGACUGAUGAUCUCAUAACACGUUUCUUCAAACUUAGUACCCAGAUGUGCGUCGACCACUGUUAUCGUGCUCUAAGCGAAACUAGUUCUGCCCCAUCAAUUGUUCGAGCGAAAUGUUUCCACACUCUCGAUGCAUUUGUUAGGCUUGUUGCUCUAUUAGUUAAACAUUCAGGGGAUUCUACAAAUACUCACACGAAGAUAAAUUUACUCAACAAAGUUCUUGGCAUCGUAGCAGGUGUUCUUUUACAAGAUCAUGAACUGCGCAGUACUGAUUUUCAGCAGUGCCCGUAUCACCGUAUUUUUAUAAUGUUGUUUCUGGAGCUUUGUGCUCCUGAACCAGUUCUUGAAGCUGUUAACUAUCAAGUUCUUACAGCUUUUUGCCACACUUUCCAUAUUCUCAGACCUGCCAAAGCGCCAGGUUUCUGUUAUGCUUGGCUUGAACUAGUAUCCCAUCGUGUUUUUAUCGGACGUAUGCUCGCCAUUACACCACAACAACGUUGCUGGGGUAUAUACGCUCAACUUUUGAUUGAUCUCUUUAAGUAUCUUGCUCCUUAUCUCCGUAAUGCUGAAUUGGCCAAACCAGUCACACUUUUGUACAAAGGUACUCUACGUGUAUUGCUUGUUUUGCUACACGACUUUCCAGAGUUUUUGUGUGACUAUCAUUAUGGAUUUUGCGAUGUUAUCCCACCUAAUUGCAUUCAAAUGCGUAAUCUUAUAUUGAGUGCGUUUCCACGUAAUAUGCGCUUACCUGAUCCAUUCACACCAAAUCUGAAAGUGGAUAUGCUUCAGGAGAUCACUCAUGCUCCUAGGGUACUUACCAAUUUUGCUUCGAUGAUUCAGCCUAUCACAUUUAAAAAAGAACUUGAUGUGUACUUGAAAACGCGUGCUCCAGUUACUUUCCUAGGAGAUCUUCGCACUAAUCUUCAGCAAGGGCAGGGGCUAGGCAUGCGUUACAACAUUCAGCUAAUGAAUGCAUUGGUCAUCUAUGUAGGCACUCAGGCAAUUAAUUUCAUCCGAAGCAAAGGACAUGCACCAAGUAUGUCGACAAUCGCGCAUUCAUCACAUAUGGAUAUUUUCCAGAAUUUAGCAGUCGAUUUAGAUACAGAGGGUCGUUACUUGUUCCUCAAUGCAAUCGCUAAUCAGUUGCGUUAUCCUAAUAGCCAUACGCACUAUUUUAGUUGUACUCUUUUGUACUUGUUUGCUGAAGCUAAUACUGAGGCAAUACAAGAACAGAUAACACGAGUACUGCUUGAGAGACUGAUUGUUAAUCGACCCCAUCCAUGGGGCUUGCUAAUCACAUUUAUUGAACUUAUUAAAAACCCAAACUACAAGUUUUGGCAACACGAGUUCGUUCAUUGCGCGCAAGAAAUUGAAAAAUUAUUUGAAUCAGUAGCUCGUUCUUGUAUGGUCCAGAAGCAGGUCCAACCAACACCAGAACCAGAAAUCCCAGAGUGAUAAAACGUUUUCUUCUUUGUCGAUUUUCUUGUACAGUAAAUACGUUAUAUAAGCGUGUAAAAAGUUGUUAAUCUAGAUGUACGAUACUUUAGACUUGAAAUUUUUUUUGAAUUUAAGUAUAAAUAUAUACAUAAUAUACAUACAUUAUUUGUAAAAUUUAGUUAUAAAUAAGUAGUAAAUAAUGCAAUAUGUUAAUAUUUUAAUAUAAAACUGAGCAGAUUUUCGUUGCAUGAGUGAGACAAAAAGUAUGUAUGAGAAUAAAGCAACGAAUCUCUACAAAUCUCUUAAAAUUGUGUCUUUCUGAAUGAUAUACUCGUCGUCGGGUUUGUUUAGCAUUGUAUUUUAUACCUUAUAGGAUAUUAUAUUAAGAUCAGAAAAAUACUUCGAAUUAAUUAAUUGUUGUGUGAAAUAACAGCAUCUCGUGGAAUGCGAUUCGAUGACGAUUAUGCUAGUUAAUUUUUAAGUUUAAAUAUAUAAAUUUAAAUGAAAUGUGCGAUGAUAAAAUAAUCGAAUUAAAUCUCAAAACAUACAAUAAUACUUGAGAAAGAAAUAAUUAUCUCGUAAAUACGUCUAAAGCGAAAGUGGGCUGCUCGUAGACGUAUAAUUUCAAGAUAAAAUGGUACUCCAAUGUAAUAUUGUACAAAAAAACGUGUUUUUUAUAAGUUUACGCUUGUAACGCGACAAGGAAAAAAAGGAAACGUUAUGUAAAAAUUUCAUUUACGAAUGAUAUUUAUUAAAUAAGUCAAAAAAUUUCUA
Molecule: messenger RNA, 9715 nt
Organism: Trichogramma pretiosum
Lineage: Eukaryota; Metazoa; Arthropoda; Insecta; Hymenoptera; Trichogrammatidae
Gene: Not1
Product: CCR4-NOT transcription complex subunit 1
Exons: 17
Coding region: 1580-8959 (2459 amino acids)
Biological process (GO): nuclear-transcribed mRNA catabolic process, deadenylation-dependent decay
Cellular component (GO): CCR4-NOT core complex; P-body
Molecular function (GO): molecular adaptor activity
Source: RefSeq, a predicted model, not a curated record